UCCUCCUGCUCCUCCUGCUCCUCCUGCUCCUCCUGCUCCUGGGCUGCUGCUUCCGGCCUUCGGCUCAGCCGGGUCUGGCUCCUCCCCUUACUUCAGGAAAGCGGAAGCAGAGCCUCCUCCCUCCCCGCGCCCUCCCUCCGGUCCCCACUUCUCAUUGGCUUCCUCUGUGCCCGGAUCCGGUUCGGGGGCGUGGGGGGCAUGAACCCCCCUGGGGGAAGAAGGGCCCGGAGGCCCCGAGAGCAGGACCGGGAUGUGCGGCUGUCCAAGGCUCUGUCCUAUGCCCUGCGCCACGGGGCCGUUAAGCUGGGGCUGCCCAUGGGCUCAGACGGCUUCGUGCCCGUGGACGCCCUCCUGCGGCUGGCCCAGUUCCGCGACUUCUCCGAGGAGGACGUGCGCCGGGUGGUCAGCACCAACGCCAAGCAGCGCUUCGCCCUGCGCCCCGGCCCCCCGGGCUGCUGCGCCUCCAUCCGGGCCAACCAGGGCCACUCCCUGCAGGUGGCCGACCUGGAGCUGACCCCCCUCAGCGCCCCCCAAGACCUGCCUCCCGUUCUGGUCCACGGGACCUACCGGCGCCACUGGCGCUGCAUCCGCCGGGAGGGGCUGUCUCGGCGCGGGAGAACCCACAUCCACCUGUGCCCCGGCCUGCCCGAAGGACCCAAGGCUUUCUCAGCGGUUAGUGGGGCCCUGCGGGUCCCCUGGGGCCCCAAGGUCCCUGGGCUCUGUCCCCAAGGGAAUGCCCGAACUCCCAGGUGGCCGUUUCAUCCGGCCAAACCCCUCGGCCCCUCAAUAGUCCUCUAA
Molecule: messenger RNA, 798 nt
Organism: Sarcophilus harrisii (Tasmanian devil)
Lineage: Eukaryota; Metazoa; Chordata; Mammalia; Dasyuromorphia; Dasyuridae
Gene: TRPT1
Product: tRNA phosphotransferase 1
Exons: 5
Coding region: 199-798 (199 amino acids)
Biological process (GO): tRNA splicing, via endonucleolytic cleavage and ligation
Molecular function (GO): tRNA 2'-phosphotransferase activity
Source: RefSeq, a predicted model, not a curated record